AUGGAUAAGGAACUUAUCCCACCAGGUAUGUCAAAUUCUGAUAUAUUUUGCAUGCAAAGAAUGAUGGAUAUGUUCAUAAACGAAAAUCGUCGACGUGACGAAUUGUUCGUCCAAAUUAUUGAACGUUUUACACCGCAAAAUGCAGACUCAAAUCAGGGACUACCGAUCGCAAAUACAGCUGCAAGUGUACAUGUAAUUCCGGAUAUAUCAAGAGUUAUCAGCUCCUUUGAUGGUGACCGCGAUAUCCCCAAUGCAGAGCGAUGGUUACUUGCAGUUGAGACAAGUGCUAAGUUAAACAACUGGCCAGAUAAUUUCACUGUGGAGACGGCGCGAGCACAUUUAAAGGGGGCUGCAAUUCAUUGGUUCGAGGCAAAAAUUGAAUUAAUUCAUACUUGGGAUGAAUUUAAAUUGCAAUUCAAGCAAACAUUUGUUGUUACUGAAGGUUUAGCGGAGAGAUGGGACCGCAUGCGUGCUAGAAAGCAGCAAAGAACGGAAAGUGUAAUCUCAUACUUUUACGAAAAGGUUGGGUUAUGUAACAAACUGCAGCUACAGUUGGCGGAGAUUAAGGAUGAAGUUCUGAGCGGAUUAUAUUCAAAAUCGAUCGCAUCAAACCUUAGUGUAAAGCGCUAUUUUGACUUAGAUAGCCUGUUGAAAGAUAUUUUGGUGAUUGAACGUGUGAAAGGUACUAGAUCAGACGAGCUGGAGUCGUAUCGAGUAAGAGCCAGUGGUAACGUUCGGAGCACUUCGAAGGGAUGCUUCACUUGUGGAUUGAGCGGGCAUAUAGCUAGUCAAUGUAGACGGGAAAAAUUAGUUUGCUUCGAGUGUCAGCAGCCUGGUCAUUAUUCGAGCAGUUGCCCCAACGGGGGAAAACAACGAGAUACACGUUCUCGUCCUCAACAAAACGACGUGGGUGGUCGAAGCUCUCAGCGAGACAAUACUAUCAGGAAAAGGGUGAAUGUAAUAAGUAAGAAUAUGCAGCGAAGUACCGACGUGACAAAGGAUGCAGGUGAAAAACUUACAAGGUGCAUCGUCUUGAAUGACAACAGUAAACGGUUUCAUUCCGAGAUGCAACCGUUAUACGGAUUUGGGAAUGAGAAGCCAGUACUGUACUGCAUAGGAAAGAUUCACGCAAAGAUCACCAUCGAUAACGUCAGCGGAGAAGCAGUGGAAUUUAGUUACGUACAAGUGAAGUUAGUUACGUACAGUGUUAAUAUACACUGUGUUGCAUACAUUCAAACAGCGUAUGUGAAGAAGGGCAACCGAUUUGUUUUUGGAUAUGCGUUUGCAGAGCCGUUCAAGGAUUUAGAUGUGAGAAGUAUUACUAGGGCGAACCUAAAGAUCUCAAUGGAAGAUAUCAUACCACCAUAUGCGAGAAAAACCAUGGGGUUUUGUUGUGCCACAACGGAGGGGAAAAAGGCGCAAAUAUUCAGGGUCUAUAACGCCUGCGAUAAAGAAAUACAUUGUAAGCGGGGGCAGAUUAUUCCGAGUAGUAACAUUAGAGACCAUCGAUUAAUUCGUAAGCUGCCAAUCACCCAAGACAUGCUGAAUGUCGAUCCUGAAAUAUCCGUAGAUCAGCGAAACGAUCUUUACGAAUUGGUAAUGCAAUUUAGGGAUUGUUUUGCCCUUACAUUGGAUGAGUUAGGGUGUACUACAGUCACGACUAUGGAUAUCGUAGAUACCAACGUACCUGUUAGGUGCAACCCCUACAAAGUGAAUGAAGAAGACAGACAGACCAUCAAAAAAUUAGUGGAUGAACUGAAGAUGUGCGGGUUGGUUGUUGAAACAACAAGCCUUUAUGCUUCGCCCGUGCUUUUAGUCCGAAAAAAGAACGGAGAUCCGAGAUUGGUGGUCGAUUACCGUAAGUUGAAUGCGCAGACUAUAAAAUCAAAUUAUCCAAUUCCAAGUAUGGACGAGCAGUUCCAGUAUUUGUCCGGGAAUAAAAUUUUUGCGAGCCUAGAUCUUGCAAAUGGAUACCUGCAAGUCCCUCUAACCGAAGAAGCUGCCAGGAAAACUGCAUUUAUAACUCCAGACACCACGGGGGAAUUUCGUCGAAUGAUUUUUGGACUAACCAAUGCUCCAUAUGAGUUCGUGCGACUAAUGAAUGUUGUUCUAGGGCCGCUGAAAAACAAGGUGUGCUGCUGCUAUUUGGACGACGUGAUCAUUCCCGUCAGAGAUUGGGACGAACUGUUAAAACGUACUCGGUUAGUAUUCGAAGCAUUUCGAAGCGCGGGUUUAACAUUAAAUAUAAAUAAGUGUCAGUGCAUUAACAACUGA
This is a messenger RNA of Photinus pyralis (common eastern firefly), 2274 nucleotides long. RefSeq lists its product as uncharacterized. Gene Ontology annotation, molecular function: zinc ion binding; nucleic acid binding. The transcript is spliced from 4 exons. Lineage: Eukaryota; Metazoa; Arthropoda; Insecta; Coleoptera; Lampyridae. The record is from RefSeq and is a predicted model, not a curated record. Bases 1 to 2274 code for a protein of 757 amino acids.